This is a messenger RNA of Cajanus cajan (pigeon pea), 6485 nucleotides long. NCBI's taxonomy places the organism in Eukaryota, Viridiplantae, Streptophyta, Magnoliopsida, Fabales, Fabaceae. The record is from RefSeq and is a predicted model, not a curated record.
AUCUCUUUCACUUAAAUUCAUCAACUCAAUCAAGAAAACCAGAACCAUGGCAUCAAAAACACAAGCAUUGGCCACAUUUAUGUUAUUAUCCUCCGUUUUGACAUUCUCCUGGUCACGAGCCGAAGGUGGUGGUGGCAUUGCCGUGUACUGGGGCCAAGAUAGUCGUGAAGGUGAUUUGAGUGUGGCAUGCGACACUGGUAAGUAUGCCAUAGUGCUCCUCGCUUUCCUCAACACUUUCGGCGCAGGAAGAACCCCAGCUUGGAACUUCGCUGGCCACUGUGACAAUGGUGCCUUGAAAAAGUGCACCGAAUUAGAAUCCGAAAUCAAAUACUGCCAGGGUAAAGGCAUCAAAGUGCUGCUUUCCAUAGGAGGAGCGAAAGACUAUUCAAACUACUCGCUGAGCUCCGCGGAGGACGCAAAGAGCGUGGCGAACUACCUCUACAGCAACUUCCUCAGCGGCCAAUGGGGUCCACUCGGAAGCGUCACAUUGGACGGAAUCGAUUUCGACAUCGAAGUCACAGAAGACCACUGGGACGACCUCGCCAGAGAACUCGACUACUUCCGCCAAACCACGGGGACCUACUUCUACCUCUCCGCAGCGCCUCAGUGCCCCAUCCCAGUCUACUAUCUCGGCAAGGCCAUCGCCACCAAGCUCUUCGACUACGUCUUCGUUCAGUUCUACAACAACCCCGACUGCGCCUAUGAUGCUAUUAUUAUGCCGCUGCGUGCGUGUUUCAUCGCAUGUUAUGUACAUCCGAGACGCCCGAGUAAGGAGAUCGGAGAGAAGGAACUCGACCUAUUGAUCGACCUCACACAGCCUCGGUUGGCCUCUGCGGAGAAGAUGACUUAUUCGAGUUCGGGAGACGACCUGAUUCGUGUAAGUACAUUUGGCGCUAGAAGGAGGGCCUGGUAAAACUUUUCUUCCUUCACCCUUAUGGUUUCGACCCGAAGUCAGACCAACAGAGCAACGAGUAUACCACAACCACAUUCAAGCAUGCCAAACAUGGAAGACAACCCAGCCUUGCGAAGGUUAUUUGAACAGAUCGAAUUGAUGCAACGACAACAUGCGGCGGAGAUGGAAAAUCUUCGUAAACAGCACGAAGUCGACUUGCAACAGUUACGUGUCGAACAGGCUGCAUUCCGAGCCCAAUGGCAACAACAUCAACAACCACCUCACACACAUCAUGCUAGCCAUGUUCCUCCCACCGCGGGCGAGCAUGAGUCUUCUCCUGAUCCCACAUACCCGCCAGAACCUGCACGAACACACCGAUCUGUACAUACUCAUAUCAGCCAUCCUGAUCACGAUUCCACUCGACGACAUCCUUUCGUCGAUGGAAUUAUGGAAGUUCCUCUUCCCCCUGCUUGGAAGCCGUUAAACAUUGACAGAUACGACGGAGCCACUGACCCUGACGAGCACAUUGACGCAUACGUGACUCAGAUUAACCUUUACACAAACGAUGAUGCCAUCAUGUGUCGCGUAUUUCCAACAUCACUCAAGGGAGCCGCUCUUAGUUGGUACACGCAAUUACCACCCAGAUCGGUAGACAGCUUUGAUACUUUGGUCCGCCUCUUCUCUGCCCAAUAUGCCACUAGCAGGCCUCAUCACAUCACCUAUGCGGCGUUAUCUAACUUGCGGCAACAAGAUGAUGAAUCCCUCAGGCAUUUUAUGGAGCAUUUUAUGGAGCGUUUCGCCAACGUCUCCAUCAAAAUCUGAAAUCUGAACCCCGAAGUUGCUCUCCACUCCAUGCUGAUGGUGUUCAAACCUGGACCCUUUGUUGACAGCCUGUGCCGACACCAACCAACAAGUAUGGACGAACUGAGAGCACGCGCCGCCAGAUACAUACAAAUGGAAGAACACGCGGAAUUUCGUAACACUAUCCGAGAUGGUCUCACUCUCAAGGGAGAAUUCAGUAACAGGGAGAAGCAAAAACAUCACUUCGAUCAAAGAUCAAAAAGACCUCGUCAAACACGAGGCCCCUGGUAUGAUUUUUAUACACCCCUUAAUGCUCCUCGAGUCAAUAUUUUGGAGGAAGCUAACCACGCAGAUCUGAUCUCCCUGCCCCCUCCGGCCUACAACUCGGCCAAUGCCGACAAGAGCAAACACUACCGAUAUCACAGAAAUCAUGGGCACACAACGGAGGAGUGUUGGAGCCUAAAAGAUAAAAUCGAAGAAUUGAUUCAAGCUGGUCACCUUGGGCAAUACAUCCAACGAGUUCAAGCUUCUCGCGGAGGCUUCCGAGGAUGCGGUAGAGGACGAGGUCGGUAUCCAAAUCGAUAUCAAGGAUGACACCAAGGUCACCAAGGUCACCAAGAGCAUGGCAACUACCAACACGCACCUGCGCGUGAAGAAAAUAAACCCAGUGCAAACAGUGCCGAUCCACAACACGGAGAUAAAGCCUCUACCGAAAACAACUUGCAUGGGAUCAUUAAUACCAUUUCCGGGGGUUUCGCCGGAGGAGAAAGUUCUAACUCCGCCAGGAAGCGGUAUUUACGCAAUGUUCAUAACAUCAACAAUCCCCACAACUUGGACCCCAAAAUGAACCCAUCAACUCCUCCCAUCGUUUUCAAUGAUGACGAUUAUGCAGACAUAAGCCUCAACCAAGAUGACCCCAUGGUCAUCUCGGUCGAGGUGGCUAACUGGGAAGUUCAGAAAACCCUGAUUGACCAGGGGAGCUCUGCCGAUGUGCUUUAUUGGCCAACCUUCUUGAAGCUCGACAUCCCCCAUACCAUGAUCCAACCAUAUUCCGAACCUCUUGUGGGGUUCGCAGGUGAGCGAGUUCAUACUCGUGGUUUCGUUGAGCUAUUAACCUCUUUUGGUACAGCCCAAACUUCCAGAAGAGUAUUGGUGAAGUACUUGUUGGUUGACGCUGCCACUUCUUACAACAUCCUUAUCGGAAGACCAACAUUGAAUCAGUUGGGAGCAGUCGUAUCAACACCUCAUCUAACUAUGAAGUUCCCGGGCACAGAUGGACGCAUUAUAGCUGUAAAAGCUAAUCAACAGAUAACAAGGCAAUGUUACGCUCAAAGCUUGAAGAUUGCACCCUUAAAGAUUGCACCAACCAAUCAACCUGAGGUCCCAAGUUCCUCUGUCGUGGCACACCUCGGGACAUGACCGCCGUCCUGACCCUGUGGAUGAAUUAAUCAAAUUCCAGAUUGGUAAAAAGCCAAACCAGUGCACCAAGAUUGGGAAGCACAUUGACACUGAAGUUCAAGGUAAAAUCAUGUCAAUACUUAUUGAAAACGCUAAUCUUUUUGCAUGGAGUAGUGCAGAUAUGCCAGGAAUCGAUCCCAACUUCAUUUUCCACAAAUUAGCCAUUCACAGGGAGGCAAAGCCUAUAUCUCAGAAACAAAGAAAAAUUGGAGGCGAAAGACGAGAAGCCGUCAAGGUCGAGACACAGAAACUUUUUAGUGCAGGCUUUAUCUGAGAAAUUAACUACACCACUUGGUUAGCCAAUGUGGUGAUGGUUAAAAAAUCCAAUGGCAAAUGGCGCAUGUGUGUUGACUACACGAACUUAAAUAAAGCUUGCCCCAAGGAUGCUUAUCCACUUCCCAGCAUUGAUAGAUUGGUCGAUGGAGCUUCAGGGUAUGCCAUGCUCAGUUUCCUAGACGCCUAUUCAGGCUAUAACCAAAUAUUGAUGUACCCUCCCGAUGAAGAACACACUGCUUUCAUCACAGAACAAGCCAAUUACUGUUACCACGUCAUGCCCUUUGGACUCAAGAAUGCAGGAGCCACUUAUCAAAGACUCAUGGACAAGGUCUUUGCCACUCAGAUCGGUCGUAACCUUGAAGUGUAUGUUGACUAUAUGGUUAUCAAGACGACAUCUGUUGUGCAUCAUAUCGAAGAUCUUGCAUAAAUUUUUGGGCAAAUACGAAAACAUAACAUGAGGUUAAACCUAGACAAACCUGUCUUUGGAGUUCAAGGAGGCAAAUUCUUAGGCUUUAUGAUCACUUGCCGAGGAAUUGAAGCAAACCCUGACAAGUGCCAAGCUCUAAUAAACAUGAGAAGCCCCAAGAAUCACAAAGAGGUACAGAGGUUGGUAGGCCAACUUGCUUCAUUAUCUCGGUUCAUUCCCAAGCUGGCGGAGAAGGCCAAGCCAAUCUUCAAUUUACUCAAGAAGCCAAAAGAAUUCUGUUGGAGUGACCAAUGUGAACAAGCUUUUACCAACUUCAAGCAGUUCCUGUCGAGUCCACCCAUCUUGUCAAAACCAAACGGCCAUGCUGAUCUCUUGUUAUAUCUUGCAGUAGCUGAUAACGCUCUUAGUGCCGCACUUGUACAGGAAAACGACAAAAAGUAGACUCCUAUUUAUUUUAUCAGCCGAGUACUACAAGACACCGAGAGAAGGUAUCAGACAAUAGAGAAACUGGUUUUGGCAUUGGUAGUCGCAUCUCGCCGACUUCGCCCAUAUUUCCAAGGUCAUCAGAUUGUUGUGAAGUCGGAUUACCCGAUCAAGCAAAUACUCAGAAAACCCAACUUGGUCGGACGGAUGAUAGCUUGGUCAGUCGAGCUGUCCGAGUACGGUAUCAAGUAUGAAAGUCGAGGAUCACUAAAAGCCCAAUGUCUGGCUGAUUUUAUUGUUGAGCUCACCCCUGUUCCACCUAUGGAUACACAAAUCUGGACGUUGCAUGUAGAUGGAUCCUCCAAUGUGAAAGGCAGUGGUGCUGACAUUAUUCUUGAAGGUCCAAACGACGUGAUGCUUGAACUUGCCAUCAAAUUUGACUUCAAAGCCACCAAUAACCAAGCCGAAUACGAAAAUUUGUUAACAGGUUUAACACUGGCAAAGGACCUUGGUGUUAGGAAACUCAAGUGUUGCAGUGAUUCCAAGCUAAUCACAGAGCAAGUUGGAGGACCUUAUCAAACCAAAGAACCCCAACUGCAAAGGUAUAAUCUUAUGAUUUCUCAUCUAACAUCUUUCUUCGAUGUUUUUCAAAAUAGAGCACAUCCCAAGAGCACAGAAUGCAAGGGCCGACCUGUUAUCAAAACUUGCCAGCACUACCAGGCCAACAUCGGACGAUCAUCCAAGAAACAAUAACGGCCCCUAGUUGCCAAGCCACAUCAAUCUUUGACAACAGUUCUUAUCAGCAAGGUUGGAUGGCCUAUAUUUGGAGAAACCUUAAGCAUGGCAUCUUACCAGAUAGCAAAGUGGAAGCUUCCAAAGUCCAAAACAAGUCAUGUCACUUCACCAUCGAAGCCGACGAGCUGUUCAAACGAGGUUUCUCCAUGCCUCUCCUCAAAUGCUUAGACGCAGAUCAAGCCAAAUAUGUGAUGGACGAGAUCCAUCGAGGUAUCUAUGGUAUGCACUCCGGAGCUCGGUCCAUGGCUGCCAGAGUUACCCGAGCUGGAUACUACUGGCCAACUAUGAGAUUGGACUGCAAGUCAUAUGUGCAGAAAUGUAAAGCCUGUCAAGAGUUCGACAAUCUACACCGGUUACCUCCGACAACUCUACACUCGAUGCAGUCAGCAUGGCCCUUUGCUUGGUGGGGGAUGGAUAUUCUUGGUCCUUUUCCGGUAGCCAAAUGUCAACUAAAAUUCCUAUUAGUUGCCAUUAACUACUUGACAAAAUGGAUUGAAGCUGAAGCCCUAGCCAAGAUCACUGCAGCCAAUGUCCAAAGAUUUACAUGGAAAAAAAUCAUCUGCAGAUAUGGCCUACCUCAAGCAAUCACAACAGAUAAUGGCAAGCAAUUUGUGGACAAAUAUUAUGAACAAUUUUUGAUGCAACUUGGGAUCAAUCAAAAAGUCACCUCGGUAGAACACCCACAAACAAAUGGCCAAGCUGAAGCAGCGAAUAAGGUGAUUCUUCGAGAACUUAAGAAAAGGCUGGGAUCGUCAAAGGGAGAAUGGGUUGAAGAAUUACCUAGUGUUUUGUGGGCAUACCAUUGCACACCGCAAACCACCACCCAAGAAACUCCUUAUAGGCUAACCUAUGGCUCAGACGCAAUGAUACCUGUUGAAGUUGGGGAACCAAGUCACAGAAGAUUGACAUUUGACGAAUCUCAGAAUAAGACGCAAUUGAACAUAAACCUCGACUUAAUUGAGGAGACAAGGGAGUGUGCUAGGGUGUAAGAAGAAGCAUGUAAGCUCCGAGUUGCGAGACGGUAUAAUUCCAAGCUCAAACCCAAAUGUUUCCAUGAAGGAGACCUCGUCUGGCGAGCUACAGGUGAUGCUAGAAAAGAUACAUCAGCAGACAAAUUUGCAGCUAAUUGGGAAGGUCCCUUUCGUAUAUUGGAAUGCCUACAAAACGGAGCAUAUAGGCUAACAGAGCUCGGUGGCAAAGUUCUUCCCAGAACUUGGAAUGCCACUCAUUUGAAGUUUUAUUUUAGUUAAACACAUGUACACCCAGGUAUUGUACUCUUUUUCCUACUUCAGUCUUUUUUCCCAAAUAAAAAAAAGGGUUUUGGCUGAAGAGGUUUUAAUGAGGCAUGCCUGAGGUAAACUGAAGAGAUGUAAUUGGUUCAUAAGUUUAUAUCAUAUAUACUCUCUUCUCGUA